This is a messenger RNA of Callorhinchus milii (elephant shark), 1342 nucleotides long. RefSeq names its product leucine-rich repeat-containing protein 30. The transcript is spliced from 2 exons. The record is from RefSeq and is a predicted model, not a curated record. Gene Ontology annotation, molecular function: protein binding. Bases 119 to 1015 code for a protein of 298 amino acids. Lineage: Eukaryota; Metazoa; Chordata; Chondrichthyes; Chimaeriformes; Callorhinchidae.
CUCUCUGCAGCUGAAUGGAGUUGAACAAGACACCUUGACUUUCUUGGUUGUCAAUCCAAAGAGAGGUUGCCGUAAAACUGAAAAGGAUUUAAGAGGAAAUCUGUGCAGAUCGAUACAGAUGGGGAUUUGCGUGUCAAGGAAGGUUUCAAGGGAAAACCUGAGAAAAUCAAUAAAGAAAGGAACAAAGCCUUCGGAGAAUGAAGCGUUGUUUUUGGUUGCUGAGAUAAGGAGCCAAUUGAAGAUGGUUUAUGGAUGCCUCUCACUAGGGUUAGCAAUGAUGGACAUGACAGAAAUCCCUAAAAUGAUCUGGGCGGUAACUGAGGUAGAGAAACUCAAUGUGUCACAUAAUUGUCUCAUCACUAUCACGCCCGGCAUUGAAACCCUUCAGAACUUGGUUGUUCUAAACCUACUGGGAAACCAAUUGGCUGUUCUGCCCAAGGAGAUUGGAUCGCUGAAGAAGCUUAAGGUCUUAUUUGCAGGCUGGAACUGUCUGAAGGAAGUACCGGUGGAGCUGAGCUGCUGCAAGAAACUCCAGGUAUUAAGCCUGUCGAACAAUUUGAUUUCAUCUCUCCCUGAGAGUCUGGAGGAGCUGAACAGGCUGGAAAAGCUCAACCUAAGCAACAACCAAUUUAUUCAAUUUCCCCCCUGUAUCUACGGACUAAAGAGACUAGUCUUCCUAGAUGUGGGUCACAACAAAAUCAGGAGCAUCUCAGAAAGUGUGGGGCAGCUGGAACGGGUCAGCGUGUUCAUUGCGGAGGAGAACAGACUCCAAUAUCUGCCUAAAUCCAUCUCUUUGUUACGGUCCCUUAAGCUGCUGAACGUGAACCACAACGAUAUUGAAUCUCUUCCUGUGACGCUCCCCAUGUUGACCGACUUGGUGAGAGUGGCCUGCCACUCGCUGGACACGGGGCUGCACGUCAAGGGUAACCCUCUGGCCAAGCCGCUGCCCCAGCUGCUGGAUGAAGGUCUGGAAUCGCUCUUUGAUUAUCUGAGACGCUCUGAGGCCAAUAAAUAAGAAGCAGUUUCGGUUUUGUUCCACUCAUCAGUUUUGAUAGUUUUUCCUAGCCUACUACAGUACAGUACAAUAGGACGGAGAAUUCAACAUGAACGUUACAGCUGUGGAACAUGAGGAAGCAGAAGCAAUGAGGUUUCCCAGGGACAACUGAUUGGGUCUGUCUGCAAUUGCAUAUACGCUGCUACCCUGACAAACCAAACCCCCUGGAUCUCAGCAGCAUUAAACCCUAGGAAACUGAUUCUAAGUUACGGCAUGUAUAAACAUUAAACAACAUGGAAUAAACUUGAAACACACUUGCUUAAAUUUAAUAAACUUUAUUUAGCUAAA